GCAGUCAACCUAGUUACGUGUAAUCUUACAUUAACAGUUUAAAUGCAAGUGACAGCUGUUGCAUGAUGGGUAAAGUGCUACUAGCGAACAUAUUUAAAAACCUCAAAAUGGACAAAAAUCUUGUUGACACAACGAAGGGAAAAAAGUAUUUGGCGGUGCAUAAGGAAUUUCGUAGUGAUCCUAGCAUAGGUGCUUCUGAACAACUUGUUGUUGACAAAUUCAAUAAUAUAAUAUUUUGCCUGCAACGGGACACCAUUGAAAAUCUUUAUUAUGCGGAUCAGCUGCCCCUUAAUCCUGAUUUAUUAACAGAUCGAUGUAAUGGAUUAAAAAAACUUACAGAAGAAAUCGAAAAAAAUAUUGAUUUGAUAUGUGAAUUGGAAUAUUUAAUUAGAAGCAUUCCUGUUCGAGAAACCAAACACAGUAUCCAUCUUAUCUUGCAGCAUUUACGGUUUUCGAGUGAAACUGAAUUGAUCACAGUGGAAGAGCUGUGUUUAAUCCGAAAUGAUACGCCUUUACUGGCUGUGGGUUGUUAUUUUCAGUCAUUUAAACUGUACGAAUUCUCGUACCUCUACGCAACAAAUGAAACCGCUGUAAUUUGUCAUUUAAUUACCAAAUUAUGUCAAAAUGUGGGGUUAGAUUGUCUAAAAUUAGUAAUUGGAGAAUCUAAUGUUUUAUCAACUAGAUUCAUAGAGUUCACUAAUUUAUUCCAUGGUUUUGCGCCAGAGGUCACCGGAAUCAUCACGGAAAAAUCUGAUAUAGACUCAGCUGUAGACAUUUUUCUUAACUGUGAACGUCAUCCAUUUCUGCUCUCACGUAUAUUUGUACAAGAAAGCAUAUAUAAGGAUUUUAAGGACAUCAUUGCUUGGAAAUGUAAAUCACAACAAAAUACCAACAUCAGUUUCAAAUCAAACUGCACAGAUGCUUUCAAAUAUGAAAACAAAACAUUUUACCUGGAUUAUGCUGGCAAUAUUGAAGAAACCAAAAAUCAAAACGACCAAUUGGUAUUCGUCGAAGCAUUCAGAACAAUUAAUGAACUGCUUUCUCUCUUAAAUAAGUCUCAAAAGCGUCUUUGUUUGUCUAUAUGGGCAAGCGGAGUAUCAGAAGCGAAUGAAAUGGCACUGAACGUGAACGUACCCAUUAUCUGGAUAAAUGAUUAUUGCAAAUUUGAUGGACCUCCCGAAGUAUCACAGGCCAUAUUUGAUAAAACAUACUUAAGUGGUAAUGUUUCCACUAAAAAAGAGACUAUACAACACUUGUCGCAGCAUCAGAAGGCGUGGGAGAAAAAAACUUUCAUGGAACGUUAUGAAAAAGUUAUUAAAGCAUUUGAAACGGCUAAUCAAGACAUAGCAAAUGACUUAAAAGCAAAAAUAAAAUCAUACUGGAAGUGCAAUAACUUCAUUGCAGUGGAAAAUAAAACUAUGGUAAUGGGAUUUAAAUCUCCUAUCCCUUUGAUAAGCUUUUAUUGGACCUAUGAAUUAAACCAUAAUAUCAACCAUCCUAAAAUGGUAUCUAUAUGGCUAAGUUUUGCCAGGGCACUUAUAAAUGGAAGUGCUAUAGGUUAUCGCAUUAUAAAGAGCAGGAAUGACGACUUAAUAUCAGAUUUACUUAAAUCUUUGUCAGAAUUUGGUCUUCCAAUAACUGAAAUAAAAACCACGGAUUCCUCAAAUUUACAACAUAAGAUGAUAUAUAGUUAUUAUGCUGAAUGUUUUCAAACCAAGGUUAUCUGGACCAGCUUCGGGACCACUUUUGCAAACUAAAAGAGUGUUUGACUUGUUUGUUUG
Cydia amplana is the source of this 1781-nucleotide messenger RNA. RefSeq lists its product as uncharacterized. The transcript has a single exon. NCBI's taxonomy places the organism in Eukaryota, Metazoa, Arthropoda, Insecta, Lepidoptera, Tortricidae. Gene Ontology annotation, molecular function: oxidoreductase activity, acting on the aldehyde or oxo group of donors, NAD or NADP as acceptor. Bases 63 to 1757 code for a protein of 564 amino acids. The record is from RefSeq and is a predicted model, not a curated record.